AUGAAGCUUGAAAUCCAAUCAAGAAAACUCAUCAAACCCUCAGUUUCAACUCCCCUUACCCUUCGUCAUUACAAAAUAAGCCUCAUCGACGAGUUUGCCCCCACAAUGAACUUACCUCUUGUUCUUUUCUUCCCUCCUAGUCUUGAUAAUAACCCAACACUCAUUGUCCAACUCGAGGAAUUGUUAAAGAAAACCCUCACAAAUUUGUACCCUUUGGCGGAUAGAUACAUGGAGGACACUCACACAGUGGACUGUAACAAUCAAGGUGUUGAGUUUAUACAAGCCAGACCUGAUAUAACGAUUCAAGAACUUCUUAUUAAAAAAACUAAUCUCCAUCUUGUCAAUGAGUUAAUUCCCUCCAAACUUUUGGCCUCAGAUCUUAAUAAUGCAAUGCUUGCUACACAAGUAACCACGUUCCAAUGUGGAGGUUUAGCGCUAGGUGUAAGUAGCGCACAUAGGAUUGGUGAUGUCUCUACUAUGAUCACCUUCCUAAAUCAAUGGGCUACUUUGACUCGUAAAGACACCAAACUUGGUUUCGGUGGCAUUGAUUUCACAUCGUCCUCAAUGUUUCCUGCUCAAGGCUUACUUCCCCUCGGCGGUUGGGAGGGCCGUGGAAUCCCCCCCCCCCAGAUGUAG
Messenger RNA from Helianthus annuus (common sunflower), 636 nucleotides. Its product is annotated as vinorine synthase. The coding region runs from base 1 to 636 and encodes 211 amino acids. The record is from RefSeq and is a predicted model, not a curated record. The transcript has a single exon. Lineage: Eukaryota; Viridiplantae; Streptophyta; Magnoliopsida; Asterales; Asteraceae.